Messenger RNA from Nicotiana tabacum (common tobacco), 958 nucleotides. The record is from RefSeq and is a predicted model, not a curated record. NCBI's taxonomy places the organism in Eukaryota, Viridiplantae, Streptophyta, Magnoliopsida, Solanales, Solanaceae.
UUUUAUGGAAUUUGAAUGCCAAAGAGGUACUAAGAUUGGUUUGAAAGAUUGUUCUAUAAAUUGUGUAGACUACCCCUGCAAAGGAAAAGCUGAUUCUAUUUUUAUUGAACCUUCAAAGAACAGUAAGAGUUUCGCAUUUGACUCAGAGAAACAAAAGUCACUGAGGAGAUUGGAUGGGAAAGGUGCUAGUUUGAGUUUGAAAUGCGAGGAGUCGCUCGCUGUUAAGGAGGUUCUGCUUGAUUGUCGGUCUAUUACUGACCUUCCUCCGGCAUUGAUCUCAGAAAUACUUAAUUGCUUAGAACCGAAGGAACUUGGCAUUGUUUCUUGUGUGAAUACGUCAUUGUAUCGUCUUGCUUCUGAGCUCCAUGUGUGGAAGGAGUUCUAUUAUGAGAGGUGGGGGCAGCCAAUAUUGCUGGCACCUUUGGGCGCAGAGCAUGUGGAUGAGAAGUCGUGGAAGGAGCUUUUCGUGGAGAGGGAAUUCCGUAGUAAAACAUUCAUGGGACGCUAUAGUAUCGAUACAUUGCAUGGUCAUACUGAGGCUGUUAGAACUGUUGUUGUUUUAUCUUCAAAGAAGCUUGUGUUUACUUCAGGGUAUGAUCAGAUAGUAAGAAUGUGGGACCUGGAAGAAGGUUUAUCCAUUGCAUCAUCUCGCCCUCUUGGCUGCACAAUUCGUGCAGUUGCAGCUGAUUCAAGGCUCUUAGUGGCAGGGGGUACAGAAGGAUUUAUACAUGGCUGGAGAGCAGAGGAUGGAAAUCCACAUCUCUUUGAUCUUCGAUCACCUCAGAACCAGAACAUGGAAUUCAGAGUUUGGAAACAUGAAGGCCCAAUAACAUGUCUUGCAUUGGAUUUAAAUAAGAUGUACAGUGGUUCAUGGGACAUGAGCAUACGUGUUUGGGAUCGAUCUUCUUUGAAAUGUUUGGAAGUUUUAAUGCAUAAUGACUGGGUUUGGAGCCUUGCU